Chelonoidis abingdonii (Abingdon island giant tortoise) is the source of this 6148-nucleotide messenger RNA. It is a transcript of the gene IRS1, whose product is annotated as insulin receptor substrate 1. NCBI's taxonomy places the organism in Eukaryota, Metazoa, Chordata, Testudines, Testudinidae. Gene Ontology annotation, biological process: insulin receptor signaling pathway. The record is from RefSeq and is a predicted model, not a curated record. Gene Ontology annotation, cellular component: cytosol; plasma membrane. Gene Ontology annotation, molecular function: phosphatidylinositol 3-kinase binding; insulin receptor binding.
UCCCUCGGCUGCUGCUGGGAUGGUCCACGCACUGGCGCCGUCACGUGUUUCUCUCCUUGGAGUGAGACUGAGUCUCGGUGGCGGCUGGAGGGGGCUGGACUCAUAAACACAGACACCGCCGCUUGUUUGGGCUUGGGGCGCUCCGAAACUCCGAGAAGCAGCCGGAGGAGGAGAAGUCAGCCAGGCAGCCCCAGACCCGCCUUCAGCCUGGGGCACGGGAGGGGGCUUUGCUGUUGGCCUCGGCGCCUUUCCCGACUGGAAUGAGGAGGAGGAGAAGGAAGAGAGGAUGUUCCUUCCCCACUUGGGCUGCUUUCCCUCCUGCUGCUGCCUGGUUGCAUUUUGUGUUGAAAUGGCACUUUCUCUUCCUAACGAGAUGGGACUGAAUGGGGUUGCCAGCCUCCUCACGCAUAUGCAGAAGCAGCAGCUUCGGCGCUGAUUUUGGUGCUGGGCUGUGUUUUUUUUGGAGGGGGGGGAGAGAAGAGUCGUGUGUUUUUGGGUGUAAGCCCCAGACUUUGCAAAACAAACUGCUCCCAGAGGAUCUUUAAUCUGCUGCAGAGAUUGCGCUCGCUGAGGCAAAGUUGUGAAGGGGAGCGGUGUUUUCGAGCGAAGCAAGGGGGAUCCCGUCCUGCUCCUCUCUACAGACGAAUCCGACUCAUACGACUGAAAAGAUGCGUUUUUUCUCCUCCCUGGCGGCGGCGGCUGCUGCUGGGAGAACUAGACUUUCAUCUGGACUGACUGAGACUGGACUCUUUACGGAUAUAUUGACCCUCCUGAGGGUGAUUUGGGCAUAAACAGCCAUAUAAACGCUGCUGUGGUGCUGGAAGCUGCCUCUGCCACUGAACAGCUGCUCUCACCCUGCCAGUAUCCCCUCCCCCCAUCCCGUUUUGGAGAGGGGAUUCCGAGCUAGUUUGCUUUUUUUAUUAUGAUUGUUGUUGCAUGAAUUGUAUUUUAAGAGGUGUUUUUUUCCCCUGCCUUGCUUGGCAGUUUUGGGGGCCCGUGGGCUGAUAGCUGUGGUAAAAACACCACCACCUCUCCUUCCACCAUGGCUAGCCCCACGGAUAAUAAUGAGGGCUUUUUCUCAGAUGUCAGGAAGGUGGGUUACUUGCGCAAACCCAAGAGCAUGCAUAAACGCUUCUUCGUGCUGAGGGCAGCCAGCGAGUCAGGACCUGCCCGGCUGGAGUACUAUGAGAAUGAGAAAAAAUGGAGACAUAAGUCAGGAGCCCCCAAGCGUUCCAUCCCACUGGAGAGCUGCUUCAACAUCAACAAACGGGCAGACUCCAAGAACAAGCACCUGGUGGCCCUCUAUACCAAGGAUGAGCACUUUGCCAUUGCAGCUGACAGCGAGCCUGAGCAGGAGAGCUGGUACCAAGCCUUGCUGCAGUUGCACAAUCGGGCCAAGGGUCACCACCACCUCCAUCACCGUCACCACCACCAUCACAGCGAUGUCUCCUUUGGGGGUGGCACUGCAGGGCUGGGGGAGGCAGGUGACGAUAGCUAUGGUGAGGUGGUCCCUGGCCCGGCUUUCAAGGAGGUUUGGCAAGUGAUCCUGAAACCUAAGGGUCUGGGCCAGACCAAGAACCUGAUCGGCAUCUACCGCCUGUGCCUGACCAACAAAACCAUCAGCUUUGUGAAGCUGAACUCAGAUGCAGCUGCUGUGGUACUGCAGCUGCUCAACAUCCGCCGCUGUGGCCACUCAGAGAACUUCUUUUUCAUAGAGGUUGGGCGUUCAGCGGUGACGGGGCCUGGUGAGUUCUGGAUGCAGGUGGAUGAUUCAGUGGUGGCACAGAACAUGCAUGAGACGAUCCUGGAAGCCAUGCGGGCCAUGAGUGAGGAAUUCCGGCCCCGCAGCAAGAGCCAGUCCUCUUCCAACUGCUCCAAUCCCAUCUCUGUGCCCCUUCGCAGCAGACACCAUGUCAACAACCCCCCACCCAGCCAGGUGGGGCUCAGUCGCAGGUCCAGGACUGAGAGCGUGACUGCUACCUCCCCUGCUGGUGGUGGUGGUGGAGGAGGAGGAACAGGGGGCAAACCCAGCUCUUUCCGAGUCCGAGCCUCUAGUGAUGGAGAAGGCACUAUGUCCAGGCCUGCCUCUGUGGAUGGCAGUCCAGUAAGUCCCAGUGCCAACCGGACCCACUCACAUCGGCACCGUGGCAACUCCAGGCUUCACCCGCCUCUCAACCACAGUCGCUCCAUCCCAAUGCCUUCUUCACGCUGCUCCCCUUCAGCCACCAGCCCAGUCAGCCUGUCAUCCAGCAGCACCAGUGGCCAUGGCUCCACCUCAGACUGCCUCUUCCCACGCAGGUCGAGUGCUUCGGUAUCAGGCUCCCCCAGUGAUGGUGGUUUCAUCUCCUCCGACGAAUAUGGCUCCAGCCCCUGCGAUUUCCGUAGCUCUUUUCGCAGUGUGACUCCAGACUCUCUUGGUCACACCCCACCAGCACGGGGGGAUGAGGAGCUCAACAACUACAUCUGUAUGGGGGGCAAGGCUGCCUCAUCCUGCAGCUUGGCAGCUCCCAAUGGCCACUUCAUCCCUCGCAGUUGCCACCCACAGCAUCAGCAGUGCCGCUAUCCUGGCACCCCAUGCUGCCCCCGGAGUGGUGGGGAGGAGGUAACUGACUUGGAGAAGGGCUUCAGGAAGCGGACUCACUCUGCAGGCACCUCACCCACCAUCUCCCACCAGAAGACACCCUCACAGUCUUCAGUGGCCUCCAUUGAGGAGUACACAGAAAUGCUGCCUUCCUACCCUUGUGGUGGCAACCGGCUGCCCUCCUACCGGCACUCUGCCUUUGUGCCCACUCACUCCUACCCUGAGGAGCAUUUGGAGAUGCAUCACUUGGAGGGCAGCCACCACCGGACCAACUCCACCCCACACACUGAUGAUGGCUACAUGCCUAUGUCGCCUGGGGUGGCCCCUGUGCCCAGCACUGGUGGCACUCCCAAAGGUGGUGACUAUAUGCCCAUGAGCCCCAAGAGCGUGUCAGCCCCACAGCAGAUCAUCAACCCUGGCAGGGGGGGUCGCCACGCCCAAGCCAUGGUGGACUCCAUUGGGUACAUGAUGAUGUCCCCUAGUGGCAGCUGUUCGCCUGACGGUGGUCCCACUGGCUACGGAAAAAUGUGGACUAAUGGGGGUGGCCACCACCUAAAGCUUUCCGUAGAGAGCAGCGAAGGGAAGCUCCCCUGCAGCGGCGGUGACUACAUCAACAUGUCCCCAGCCAGCGGCUCCGCCACCAGCACCCCCCCGGACUGCUACUUCGCCAGCUCGGGACCUCCGGUUCCGGAGGAGGUCUCGGCGCAGGGCCCGGCCGAGCCCCCCCACAAGCCCAUAUACUCCUACUUCUCCCUUCCGCGCUCCUUCAAACACGUGCAGCGCAGGGCAGCCGAGGAGAGCGGCCCCCAGCUGCGCAUCUCCCUCAGCUCCGGCCGCUUGCUCUACGCCGCGGAGGACUCGUCCUCUUCCACCAGCAGCGACAGCCUCGGGGGAGGCGGGGGCCAGGAGGGCGCCGGAGGUGGCUACCAAGCGCAGCCCCAGCUGCAGCAGCAGCCUACUCGUCAGGCGGUCGCGCAGAGCAGGAGCCGCCUGACCAGACCCACCCGCUUGUCUCUGGACGGCCCCAAGGCCAGCACCCUGCCUCGGGCGCGGGAGCAGCCCCCGCUGCUGCUGCUGCCGGAGCCCAAGAGCCCCGGCGAGUACGUGAACAUUGAGUUCGGAGCCAGUGACAAGCCGGCGGCCGCGCGGCCCCGAGGGGACGAAGGCUCCGAGUACAUGAACAUGGAGCUGGGGCCGCCUCGGGCAGCCUGCCAAACCGGCUUCGCAGCCGUACGGGCGGCAGCUGCGACCCGGCCAGGCCGAGGAGCUGCUGCCCUCAGCAGCCUGGACUAUGUGACUAUGGAACAGGGGGGCGGUGUCGGGGGGCCCUGCCCGGGCUGCGCCGACCCCUCGUCCCCCACCCUCUUGCUCAAGUACGCCGACAGGCGGACGGGCCGUGCUGUCCCGGAGAACCCCACAGCUGCCCCUGCCUCCGCCCAGGCGCAGCCGCCGGCCGAGCUGGCCACGGCGCCACCGCGCUCCUCCUCCCUGACUGGAGGCCCGGGGGUGAACGGCGCCUUCACCUGCGUCAGCCUCAGCCCCGGCCCCGGCCCCGGCCCCGGCCCCGGCCGCAAUCAGAGCGCCAAAGUGAUUCGCGCCGACCCGCAGGGAGGCCGCCGGCGGCACAGCUCCGAGACCUUCUCCUCCACCCCCAGCAACACCCGCGGCACGGCGGGCAGCGGCGGCCUCAACGCGUCCCUGCUCUACGGGGCCGGGGGCUCCGAGGAGGUGAAACGCCACAGCUCAGCCUCCUUCGAGAACGUCUGGCUCCGACCUGCCUCAGGGGAGUUGGGGGUGGCCGCCAGGAGGGAGCAGCAGCCCCCCGGGGCCGGGGGUGGCUUUGAGAACGGACUCAACUACAUCGACCUGGACUUAGUGAAGGAUUUUAAUCAGCGUCGCCAACACCCUCAUCACCCCCAGGAGGGCACCUCUGUGCUGGGGGGGAGGCAGCCUCCGCCCAAAGCCCCGAAUCAGCCUUGUGGGAGUAGCCACUCUAGCGACGAUUUGAGUGCAUAUGCUAGCAUCAGCUUCCAGAGGCGGGAGGACGUCUAAUAGUUGGGCCAGAGCCAGAGAGAAGAAUGAUGACCUAUACAACCUCAGCAAAUCCUUCUUUUAAUUCAUGGGUAUCCAGACUAUAAAUGUUACAUGAAUCACAACUAGGACCUCACAUCCUCCUCCUCGUCAUAGAUGGGUACGAUGCAUCCAGUUCAGUUUGUUUACUUUACUUUACACAAACCUCAGGAGUUAGUUGACUCAACUGCACAUUCUAUGUUGUGCCAAGCAAAAGCACUGUGACACCUGGACAAUGAGUCUCUAUUACUUCAUCCUCUACCAUAAGAACUUAGCUGGACGCAAUGAACUGAUGUGCCCACCACUAUGUCAUGGUGAGAAUGGGUAUUGUACUAGCACAUUUACGUGAUACAUUACAUUUCAUUUGCUGCUGAAAACCUGUAUGACAAAUCAUCAUUGUAAAUUAUUACAUACAAAACUGUUAAUGUUGGUUGAAGAGUAUUAAAUAUUUAACAUAGGUUUUGAUUUAUACAUGUACUUUUUUUAAUUAAAAUGUAACUUUUCCUACAGCACAUCUUUUUUUGAUGUGGAACUGAGGUAUACUAUAUUCUGUUGUAAACAGAGUGGGGAACCUGCUUAAAACAAGGCUAAUAAGAAUAGAGUAGGGUACUAUUCUUGUUUUAAGAUUGUAAUUCAGAAAAUAAUAUAAUAUGAAUCAUUGGCCCCUGGGCCUUGAUUGUACAGUCAUAUUUACUGAUACUAUCAGUUGUAAGAUAACCCUGAUGUUGAGUUAAAUUCUUUCCAAAAGAAAAAAUAAUAAUUUUAUACUCCUCUUGUAAAAUAGGCUGUAUUAACUCAAAUGAAGAUAAACUUACUGUAGAUGGUAUUUACAAGUGUCAACUUGAACUCAUCUGUUGCACAGAAACUUACAAAAAGCAGAAAAAAGAAAUCAAAGUCUUCCAUUGUAUAUAUUGUUAGGAGAAAAAAGGAAAAAAAAAAAGAACCAUGGGUGAAGUCUUCAAAUCAAAACUCUUCCUGGAAUGAAAAAUGUGGGUGUUUGUAAAUUCUGGAAAUCUUUCUAUACAUAAUAAACUAGAUACUGUUUUAUCUGCUUAUUUUUUUCCUGGUAAAUUGUCUCAAUUGUCUACCCAUGCACUCAGACAUUCUAUUGACAUUUUCUUUUUGUGCUACCAUGAAUGGUGGCAGGUUACCGUAGACCUUGCUACUUCUGAGUUCAAAUUUCAAGCAUAAUUAGGUAAUACACUGUAUUAAUAUGCAGCACAUGUCUCUGUGUUACUUCACUCAUACUCUUUUCAUGUUUCCAGGAAAUUAUCGCUCCUCCUCAUUCCACUGAAGUCAGUGAAAAAAUUCACACAGGCUUUAUUGGAAGCAGUGUCUGGACUUCUGUGUUUAGUUUAAAAAAAGUGGCCUAGACAAUUUUUUGGAGUUCACUGUGUGCGAAAGAGGCAGUGGGGCAGUGCUGCUUCUGUGGCACUAUUCUGUGCCCUUCUCUGAUUCGGAGGAUUUCCAUGAAUAGCACCUGCAGGGCUUCACUAU